This is a messenger RNA of Trypanosoma brucei brucei TREU927, 813 nucleotides long. RefSeq lists its product as hypothetical. NCBI's taxonomy places the organism in Eukaryota, Euglenozoa, Kinetoplastea, Trypanosomatida, Trypanosomatidae. The record is from RefSeq and is a predicted model, not a curated record. The coding region runs from base 1 to 813 and encodes 270 amino acids. The transcript has a single exon.
AUGGCCAGUAGCACGGAUUCACCCCCUCCACGUGAGGUAUUUCACGGGCCUCGCUCCAUUAGCGCAUCAUCGAAUCGUGCGCCAUUAUUUAUUGUAAAAAAUGGUACGUCGCGACACCAGUCAUUGUCGCCACCGCCCACAUGCGGCUCUCCGCUGUCAAACCCCGAGUGCGGUGAUGUAAGCUGUAGAAAAUUAUAUGGGCUCUCAUCUACUGAUUGCUCUAAUUACCCAAAGAGUGAGUGUUACAGUAACUUCAGUGUUCCCUCUGGGUCUUCAAACACAUGCCGUCACGAGCAUUUCAAACCACCCGGCAGAAAGAGUUCUUUUCUUGAUCGUGUGAAGGCUUUUCUGACUCCGUCGGGCCACCCAACGGUGCAUUCACAAAUCAUUAAACCGUCUGAACCCUUUGCUGAGGACUCUCCGGAGGAUGUUGUGGUCUUCAAUUCUGAAGCUGCAAAGGGUGGAAAGAGCGGUAAAAAGCAAGUCAGUGGCUCUUCCAGCGGAAGGGAUGCCGGCUUUGAUGUUAGGACGUCCUUCGAACCGACUCACAUGUUUAAGGAGGAGUGGGAGGAGAGGCCUUAUGUGUCACACGACCAUGUGCAGGCUGACGGGCAACAUAAAAUGCUUUAUUUUUCUCUGGGAGAUGGACACGUAAGAAAAUUGCUCCGUGAAGAGGCAAAAUGUCGCAGACGUCUCGUGGAGGAAGGCAUGACUGUGAUGCGGGACAUUGGCAGAACAUAUGUAGCGAUGUCUCGUAGUGUCGCUGCUGAGGCAUCGGCGGGUUUAUUGGCGGACAGACAUCGGGGAAAAUGA